Messenger RNA from Arachis stenosperma, 501 nucleotides. Its product is annotated as probable sugar phosphate/phosphate translocator At5g25400. The coding region runs from base 1 to 501 and encodes 166 amino acids. The record is from RefSeq and is a predicted model, not a curated record. The transcript has a single exon. Lineage: Eukaryota; Viridiplantae; Streptophyta; Magnoliopsida; Fabales; Fabaceae.
AUGGCUAACAUGCUCUCCAUCGACGCUCUCUACUCUCUUUCUGUUUGGUUCUCCAACUCCACCUACAUCUAUCUCUCUGUCUCUUUCAUCCAAAUGUUUAAGGCUCUCAUGCCCGUCACUAUUUACUCUAUCAGUGUUCUCUUCAAGAAGGAGAGUUUCAAGAAUAAGACCAUGGCCAACAUGCUUUUCAUUUCAUUCAAUGUCGCCAUUUGCCGCUUAUGGAGUACCCUUCUCUCAGGGAUAACUCCAGUUUUCAUCAGGAUUUUGUCAUUUUUGGGACUACUCCUUUUGUGCUUUUGCUUUGAACCUUGCCGUGUUCUUGCUCAUUGGAAAUACUUCGGCUUUGACCAUAAAGUUUGUUGGAGUGGUGAAGGACUGGCUCCUAAUGCGUUUUCGUGGUCGGCGAUUAAGGAUACUGUCACACAGAUGAAUUUGUUUGGGUAUGAGUUAGUAUUCUUGGGAAAGGGGAGAAGGGAAUCAAACACAGUUUUAGAACCUUAA